Messenger RNA from Cladophialophora bantiana CBS 173.52, 1197 nucleotides. RefSeq lists its product as uncharacterized. Lineage: Eukaryota; Fungi; Ascomycota; Eurotiomycetes; Chaetothyriales; Herpotrichiellaceae. Gene Ontology annotation, biological process: proteasome-mediated ubiquitin-dependent protein catabolic process; negative regulation of gluconeogenesis; protein catabolic process in the vacuole. The record is from RefSeq and is a predicted model, not a curated record. Gene Ontology annotation, cellular component: extrinsic component of membrane; GID complex. The coding region runs from base 1 to 1197 and encodes 398 amino acids. The transcript has 2 exons.
AUGCCAACCCAUGCGCCCGAUACGUCGUUUGGUCUCCCCGACUCCGAGAUAGCCCAACUCAAUGUCGCGUGUCCGGCUCCAUUGACCCCACCUCCAGAAAUCGACGCAGAUGAGGACUCGAGGCGUCUAGUCGCGCAGCAGGCACUUGCGGGCGGAGAUGAAGUCGACCGGCGGCCUGUCAGCGACAACACCGCUGCCGGCAUGGCACGGAUGCAAGAGGAGACUAUGUAUACCACCCCGCCAGGUUUCGAGGAGAAGCUUCAUUCCGAGGGCGCCGGCGAGACACCUAUGAUAGAUAGUGUCGAUGAUGACAUAGGCUUAAGCGAACGCAUCGAGAACGAUGGCGAGCGGCAGACAGGACGAUUUGACGCAGUAGCAACCACGCACGUCAUCGGCCAAGGCAAUGCUAGACAACAUAUAUCUGACAUGAGAAUCACGGCGAAUGAGACAGGAUCGGAAAACGGCGCAGGCGACCCGGGCAUCUCCCCGUCUUCGCUGACAUCGUGUACAAACAACCGGACUAGAGGCUUUCCUGGUGUUGGAGACAAUGCCGGGAUCCCAUCGAUCGACCAAGAACUCGACUGGUCGCACAAUGAUCUGAAAGAAUGGGACUUCUCUCAACGGCGACUUCGACCGCAAUAUCCCUCGGCAACGUUUCAACCCUAUUCCAAAUUCAAAGGCACCCAGCAGUCGGACCGACAGAUCUACAACGUUGAAGUGACCAUUUUGACCGUGGACAUCGAACAAUGCAGCAUGUCGGGAUACCUUCAAAUCUGUGGCCUGACACCGGACCAUCCAACGCUGACCACCUUCUUCACUGGCGAGAUCAUCGGCGGACCAAACCAGAAGUAUAGCUUCAGAACCCGGGAUCCCGCUUGGGGCGCGAGCGACAAGACGGACCUUACGCAUUGGGCCAGGUUUCCUGCAUGGCGACCGCUCAGUCUGCACGCUAAGCGCAACAUCAACUUUGUGUAUCCCAUGAACCACGAGAAUUGGUGGCAGCAAGAUUACAUCUUCAUGAGGUGGAAGGAGCAUUUCCUGGUGCCAGACUACAAGCUGAAGUCCAUUCAGGGAGCCAGUUUUGAAGGGUUCUACUAUAUCUGUUUUAAUCAGAUCGAGGGGAGACUCGAGUUGAAGCACGAGGGACAGCCAGGUAUUUGGAGAAUGGGCGUCUGUCCUGCAAUUGAGUUCCGCUGA